CACAGCUUGGAUCGAAUCCAGUCUUCUCCAUUUCAGUGGACCUUCGGCAAGGUCCCAUUGUUUUCAACCGAAACAAUAGGUAAUAAUUAAGUGCGCAGUAUCUAUCAUUAAACAUUUAAAAGGGUUGAAUCUGCACGCUUUUGAUAAAAAAGGUCUAGUCAUUAAUUGAUUUUAGUAGAGUUGACUAGUUGAGCACUUGAGUAUAGUAUUUAUUUGUUAGUUCUUAAUUGCAUUAUUAGAACAUUCUAUACAUUGAAUAUCUUUAUAUGCAUGCAAUGGAACCAAGUUGUAACAUGGCAUGGACGGUUGCAGCAAUGGGAAAAUGGAAGAGGGAGGUUAUAGUGAUGAUGUUGUUGUUAUUGAUAUCGACGACAAUUGCCAAGGAAGUGAGAAAGGCGAAAGGAGGGAGGCAUAGAAAGCGGCAUUCAGCAACAGGAGGCCAAGCAAUAAUAAACGGGACAAGUAGUAAUAGUAGUGAAGCCUACUGCCUUAGCUGGAGGAUGGCCGUCGAAGCUAACAACAUGAGAGGUUGGAGAACCAUCCCUACUGAGUGUUGGCGCCAUGUACAGGGCUACAUGGUGGGAGGCCAAUAUUACCGCGAUAUUAACUUGAUUAUUGACCAAAUUUAUGGUUAUUUGGAUGGCGUUACUCCCCUUGGUGAUGGGUUUGAUGCUUGGAUCUUUGAUGUCGACGACACUUGCCUCUCCAACCUCUAUUACUAUCGAGCCAAGCGCUUUGGGUGUGAUCCAUAUAAUCCAACGGAGUUUAAAACGUGGGCUUCUAAAGGAGAGAGUCCAGCCAUUCCCGCCGUGUUGGAUUUGUUUAACAAAUUAAUUCAAGUUGGAUUUAAGGUCAUCUUAUUGACUGGGAGAGAUCAAGAGACCCUUGGCGAAGCUACUGUUGAUAAUUUACUAAAUCAAGGUUUUGUUGGCUAUGAACGCCUCAUAAUGAGGUCGCCGGAGUAUAGAGGACAGAGUGCAGUCAUGUACAAGUCUGAGAUUCGCCGACAAAUAAUGGAGCAAGGGUAUAGGAUUUGGGGAAAUGUAGGAGACCAAUGGAGUGAUCUUCAAGGCAAUUUUAGUGGUGAUCGAACAUUUAAAUUUCCCAAUCCUAUGUACUUUGUUCCCUGAUCAAUUUUAGUAAUGUUUAGAGAUGUGCUAAUUUCCUAAUUCCUACAUGUAUGUAAAUUUGGAACAUUUGAAAUGUAACUAUUUAAAAGCUUAAUUUGAAUGGAGAAUUACAUCUAA
Messenger RNA from Chenopodium quinoa (quinoa), 1247 nucleotides. RefSeq names its product acid phosphatase 1-like. The record is from RefSeq and is a predicted model, not a curated record. The transcript has 3 exons. Bases 267 to 1130 code for a protein of 287 amino acids. Lineage: Eukaryota; Viridiplantae; Streptophyta; Magnoliopsida; Caryophyllales; Amaranthaceae. Gene Ontology annotation, molecular function: acid phosphatase activity.